Molecule: messenger RNA, 12356 nt
Organism: Mugil cephalus (flathead mullet)
Lineage: Eukaryota; Metazoa; Chordata; Actinopteri; Mugiliformes; Mugilidae
Product: IQ motif and SEC7 domain-containing protein 1-like
Exons: 19
Coding region: 1960-7344 (1794 amino acids)
Biological process (GO): regulation of ARF protein signal transduction; actin cytoskeleton organization
Molecular function (GO): protein binding; guanyl-nucleotide exchange factor activity
Source: RefSeq, a predicted model, not a curated record
GGAUCCGUCUGCGUCGGUGCGUCCACGGCUCCCAGCAGCAGAUCGUAGAGACACAGUCUCUGUGUGUGAUGGGGAUUAUUCUUGUUUUACAGGAGAGGACAGAGCACGAACUGCAGCCAGAGAUGGAGAAGGGGGAUCAUCGGCGCUGCAGCAGCGGAUCACUUGGCUGUCAGACGCAGAGGAAUGAUAAUUAGAAAGAGAUUGACUCGGCAGCAAGAAGAAAAAGAGGGAAAAGAAGGAGGAGGAAAAGGAAGAGAAGGAGAGGAGCCUGGCCUGCAGCAGUAGCACUGAGGCGAGCAAGUGGAUAUGUGAAGAAAAAGAGAGACAGAAGGAGGUAUUGAAAUGAUCAUAGUCUGAUCAAGGGGAAGAACGAGAAGAGGGGAAAACCGCGGAGAGACAGAAGGAGUGUGUGUGUGUUUUUUCUGAGGGAGAUGAUGGUGACAGCACCAGAGGAGGGGAGAAAGGGAUGAGCUUGGAUCAAUAAUCCUCCCUCCUCCUCCUCCUCCUCCUCCUCCUCCUCCCCCCUUCCCCUUCCUCCUCCUCCACCUUCAUCCCUCCAUCACCUCUGCAGGAGCCGCUGAAACCUGUGAGACUCCGGAUCUGGGAGUGCCAUCCAACAGCAUGAUAAUGAUGGUGAAUCCCAGAGGCCUCAGCAUAUCCAGGAAGAAGACAAACAUCUGACAUGACAUUCAACCUUUCCAUACCGCCUCUUCACACAGACCAACUGCAGGAUGAUACUCCUGCUCUUGAACUAAUGGACCAGGAAGAAGUGAAGCUCUCCUCCUCCAUGUUUGUGAGAAGAUGAUUUUUGACGGACUUUGCAUUUUCAUUUUGUGGAGGCUUGCGUUGUGUUAAAUGUUUUUGAUGAUGGAGAGGGUCUGAACUUAGCUAACUUAUUUUCUCGCCCAUAAAACUUCCCAGACGGUUUGAUCUGGAAAAGUUUUUUGACCCCAGGAUUAUAUUAUGGGCCUGGGUAGGAAAGCUGUUGUAUAAUCCGGAAGUUUGGCACAUGGUGAUGCAGACUGCAUUUCUCCUGCAGCACACUUGACAAAACACAUUUGAUACUGGCUGAGGGAAAUUGCAUCACUGGUGCUAGACAGUCUGCAGUCAGUGAUGAUAAUGUGCAAUAUCUUCAACAAAGAAGGACAUCUACAUCCUCUGCCAGCUGCAGCCUCCACACCUGCCUCUUGGAAACCUGUGUUCUGAUCUGCUACAUGGAGCACAGAGAGUGGAUACAACUGGUUCACUGACAAACAGGAAGGAAAACAAAUCUAUUCUGAUUGUUGGGGAGGAAAGGAUCAUCUCUGACUGAGAUAUUUGUUCUGUUUUUGACGGUCAUGGGUCUGAACCCCAACAGCAACACCUGACGGAGCCAGGGAAUGGUCAGCAGCUCAGUAGAAGUCUUUGAUUGGAGCACACAAGGACGAGGUCCAUCCUGAUCUUCAAAUCAGAUCUCGAAGAAGAAAAAGUCCUCUCCCCCCCACUUACCUCUGGUGGGGGGGAGGGUGAAGGGUACUUUUAUUUUUAAGGUGUAGGGCGCAGGGCCAUAGGGUGUAGUUUUUAGAGAGUAGGUUUUAGGCUGUAGACUAGACUGUAGAGUACAUAGUGAGGCAGUUUGUCUCUGUUUCUGUAUAAUAAUUAGCUCUACGUUUUUAGUUGUUUAGUCAGUUGGGCUAGAUUUAGCGUUUGACCUGUUGGCUCAUUUGCCUGUGCAGCCCCUGUGUGAGUUCGUAUUUGGCUCUGCACCAGCUGUAGCUGAGACUCAGGCAGUAUUUCUAGUAUUUCUGUUCUAGUGCAGACGUUUAAAAGCAUUACUACCUGGAUCUAAUCAACUGUGAGCAUUUAGAUUCUUAAGUUUAAUAUUUAGCAUUAUAAAUCUUAGACACUAGGCUUUUCCCCAGUUGUUAGUUGACUGAGUUCCCCUAGCCAUUAGCGUCUGUGUUAACUCUCAGACCAGCUAUGGAUGCUAAUCAAGGCCCAGGCCAGGGCAGUCCAGAAAGUCCUAACCGGGCUGUGGAGUACCUUCUUGAACUCAACAACAUUAUCGAGAGCCAGCAGAAGCUUCUGGAAACACAACGGCGCAGAAUUGAGGAGUUGGAGGUACAACUGGACCGGCUCAGCCAAGAGAACAAAGACCUGCGUUUGGACCGGCAACCAGUCGCUCCUCCUCCACCUGCUCCCCCUCCUGAGCCUCCUCUCCCUCCUCCUCCUCCGCCACCUCCACCGACUCAGACUACGUCAGCAUCCAUUUCUAGCAAGAAUCACCAUCACCACAACAGCCAACACCAGGCUCCUCCACAGCCUCCCUCUUCUAUCCCCCUUCACCACAGCCACCACCACCAGCAUCAUCAGCCGCACCACCACCACCACUCCUCCACCCACCACUCCUACAACAGCACCAACAGCACUGCUACAACCCCUAUUCCAGUUCCUCCUCCUACUUCAGCCCCAGUCUCUAUCUCCAUCCCGACCCAGAUCCCAGUUCCGGUUUCCUCUUCGACCCCUGCUCCACCUCCCCCUCCACCGAUCCCACCCAGGGAUCAGCCACGGGCCCACAGCCGACUGACCCGAGUGCCCUCCACUAGCACUGGCACCAACACAAACUUCGUGGAGAAAGAGAAAGAGAGGCUUGAGCGCCUGCACAGGGCAAAUGCCUCCAACAACCAUCAUGCCCACACCCUGCACCACCACAAAUCUGUGGAGGGCGACCCUCAAUGUCCGGAGUCGCUCACUUUUUCUGAUUCAUCCUUUGGCCAUCAGCCUCCCUUCCAUCGCUAUAGCAACAGCCCUCUCACCAGCCCCUGUGACCCUUACAGCUCCGCCUCCACCAGCGGGCCCCUGGGAGCCUCCCACGCACACACACAGGGCAGCUCUCCCAUCUCUCCGCCCAGCCCAGCGAGCCUCGCCUGGGCUCAGCGUAGCCGACACCAGCCGGCAAGUCUGGCGCUCCGCAAGCAAGAGGAGGAGGAGAGCAAACGCUGCAAGGCUCUAUCUGACAGCUAUGAGCUCUCUACAGACCUCCAGGACAAGAAGGUGGAGAUGCUGGAGAGGAAGUAUGGGGGCCAGUUUGUGUCCCGGCGGGCAGCCAGGACGAUCCAGACAGCGUUCAGACAGUACCGCAUGAACAAGAAUUUCGAGAGGCUUCGCAGCUCCGCCUCAGAGAGCAGGAUGACCCGACGCAUCAUCCUGUCCAACAUGAGGAUGCAGUACUCAUUUGAUGAGCGUCAACCACAGAGUCAGGGAUCAGGCGGUCAACAGGGUUCAGAAGAUGCAGGAGAUAUUGAUGACUCCUUCUCAAAACAGGUGAAGUCUCUGGCUGAUUCCAUGGACGACUCCCUCACCUGCCAGUCUGGUCGUGAAGACUCACAAGAAGUAGGAGGAGAGGGAGAGGAGGACGACGAUGAGGAUGAGGAGGAAGGAGACGAAGAAGAGGAAGAGGAGGAGGAAGAAGGAGAGGAGGACGAGGAGGAAGACGAGGACGAAGAUUACAGACAGUGUGCAUGGCGCAACGCCAAUGCAUCUUCCCGACGCACUGCAGGCAGGGCGGUAGGGGGGGGAGGGGGAGGGAGAGGAGGUGCCGCCAUGCACGAGGACAGCACCACCACCUCCUUCAGCGAUGUCACCCUCUACAUGGACGAAGGCUGCCUCCCCUCGUCGCCUCUCUCCCGCCCUGCCUCCAGCUCUGAUACAGAAUACUGGGGAGGAGGGGGAGGAGGAAGCGCAGGGGGAAGAGAGGAUAGCAGAGAAACUGAGGGAGGCAGCAGUGCCAGUCGGAGGAGCAGCACCCCCUGCACAGAGUGUCGAGGGGAGUACAGAGGGAGGCCAGGCGGAGGAGGAGGAGGAGGAGGAGGACACCUCCCUGUCCUGACCAUUGAACCGCCCAGCGACAGCUCAGUGGACAUGAGUGACAGGUCAGAGCGAGGGUCUAUCGGACGUCUGGUGUACGAGCAAGAGCCAUCGGGAGUCGAGCGAGGGGGAGGAGAGAGGGAGCGGCGGGGAGGAGGAGGGGAAGGUGAAAGUGGAGAGGAUGAGCGAGGAGGAGGCGGAGGAAGCAGUGAAGCCGACUCUCCACAGGGAACCAUCAAACACAAACCAAACGGCCGCUCGGUCGCCACGGCGCAGGGUCAGACUCGCAGCCCCGCUAACGUCCCCCUGCCGAUGCCUUCAGCACGGACCCUGCCCUCACAUCCUCUCCCUCACCCGCUGCAGCACCCCCACUCUCACCCGCACCCGCACCCUCACCCUCACCCUCACCCUCACCCCUCCCCCAUCCCUCACCUCCCCACCAUCCUCCAUCACCACCCACAGUACAGCCAGCCUCACAUGAUGCACAUGCACCACGGACACGGUGGCAUCCCCUACAUGCAGCACCCACACCACUUCGCCCAGCACCAUUACCACCACCUGCAUCACCAACACCACCACCUCCCUCACGCUUACCCGGAGCCCCCCUCCUCCCCUUUGCCCUCCCCCGUACCCCCACUCACACCUCUCUCGCCCCUGCCGCCGCCACUCACGCCUUCGCCGCUGUCCUCCUCCUCCUCCUCGGCACUCCAAAACAUGGAGGCCCAGCAGCAGCACCUCGCCCACCAUUCCCACCUCCACCAUCACCACCUGCUCUGCUCAGACGGUGACAACGAGAGCGUCAACUCCACCACCACCAACUCCAACGACGACACGACGGUCAAUAACUGCAGCUCGGGCUCCUCGUCGCGCGACAGCCUGCGGGAGCCAAUCGGAGGAGCCACCCUGGGGAAGCAGACCUAUCAGAGAGAGAGCCGCCACAGCUGGGACUCGCCCGCCUUCAACAAUGAUGUGGUGCAGCGGCGUCAGUAUCGCAUUGGACUCAACCUGUUUAACAAGAAGCCAGAAAAGGGGAUCCAGUACCUGAUUGAGAGGGGUUUCGUGUCAGACACACCGGUGGGCAUCGCAAGGUUCAUCCUGGAGCGGAAAGGUCUGAGCCGGCAGAUGAUUGGAGAGUUCCUGGGCAGCCGGCAGCAGUUCAACAAGGAUGUUCUCGACUGCGUCCUGGAUGAGAUGGAUUUCUCGGGGAUGGACUUGGACGACGCUCUGAGGAAGUUCCAGGCUCAGAUUAAAGUUCAAGGGGAAGCUCAGCGGGUGGAGCGGCUGGUGGAGGCCUUCAGUCAGAGAUACUGCGUUUGUAACCCGGUGCUGAUCCGGCAGUUCCAGAAUCCAGACACCAUCUUCAUCCUGGCCUUUGCCAUCAUCCUCCUCAACACAGACAUGUACAGCCCCAAUGUCAAACCAGAGAGGAAGAUGAAGCUGGAGGACUUCAUCAAGAACCUGCGGGGUGUAGAUAACGGCCAGGACAUCCCCAGAGACCUGCUGGUGGCGAUCUAUGGAAGGAUCCAGAAGUGGGAGCUGAGGACAAACGAUGACCACGUGUCGCAAGUCCAGGCCGUGGAGAGGAUGGUGGUCGGCAAGAAGCCCGUGCUGUCACUGCCUCACCGCAGGCUGGUGUGCUGCUGUCAGCUGUUCGAGGUCCCAGACCCAAACAGAGCUCAGAGGAGUGGCGUCCAUCAGAGAGAAGUCUUCCUGUUCAACGACCUGCUGAUGGUCACAAAGAUCUUCCAGAAGAAGAAGACUUCGGUGACGUACAGUUUCAGACAGUCGUUUCCCCUGGUGGACAUGCAGGUCCACACCUUCCAAAACACCUACUACCCUCACGGUAUCAGGCUGACGUCGGCGAAUCCGGGAGGAGAGAGGAAGGUGCUGAUCGUCUUCACGGCUCCGAGCCAGCAGGACCGAGCUCGCUUCACCUCCGACCUCCGAGAGAGCAUCGCUGAGGUGCAGGACAUGGAGAAGUACAGGGUGGAGUCUGAACUGGAGAAGCAGAAAGGCGUGAUGCGUCCUGGCAUGUUGACGGGGGGAGGAGGUGUGGGGACGCCAGGUGGCGGGGCCAACUCCGGAGGGGGCCCCAUGAAGAGCGAGGUGGUAAACGGCACCCUGGGUAGGCCGAGCCUUGACGACACGUACGCGUCGGUGGAUGGGCUCAAACGCACAGCGCUCAGCUCCUCACUCAGAGACCUCUCAGAGACAGGGAAGCGAGGUCGUAGGAACAGUGUGGGGUCAUUGGACAGUACCAUUGAAGGUUCCAUUAUUAGCAGCCCUCGUCCUCACCAGCAGCGCACCAUGCCUGGUGGAGGUCUUUCCUACAGCCCCAUGAUGGUGCCUUCAUCUCCAGCAGCUUACCGGCCGCACCGCCCUACUCAGAGCCCCGGUACGGGGGUGGGGGGUGGGCCGGGGCUCUGUCACAACCAGGGAGGGGUCAACACCUCCCCACUCGUGAGCGGGGGAGGGGCUGGGGGCGGAGGAGGGAUGGCGGGCGGGGGCGGCCCAACUGGCAGCAGCCUCCUAGGGAACUUCUUCGGCAGCCGCAGAGGCAAGGUUCCUGGUCCCCUGACGAUGACGUCACCCACUCCACAGGGUCCCCCGAGUCCCCUGAUGAUAUCAUCACCCCCCCACUACCCCGCCCCCGCACCUCCCAUCCCCCACCCAUCCUCCCCUUCCCCAUGCCCCUCCCCAUCAGUCAACCUCGGGCAGUCGGAAUCGGGAGGAAUUGGCGGCGGUACAGCAGGGGGACCGUCCAAGCUCCAGGCUUUGCACGCCCAGUACUGCCACGGCAACAGUGGAGGAGGCGUAGUCAGUGUCACUGGGCAACAGCCGACACCGCCCCCACCAUACCACCACCAUCACCGCUACCACAUGCAAAGCCUGCCCCAGCACCACGCCCUCUCGCACAGGUUUUCCGCACCCCGACGGCAAGGCCCGUCCGGCUGCGCUCCCUCUCAUACCCAGCAGCAUCAGAGGAUGCAACAUGGUGGCAUCCAGCACCCACGUUACAACGUGGGCUCAGGCUUCACAACGCCCCCGCCGCUGUCCCCACACUCCCCCGUCACCCCCACUACCCCACACGGACUUUACCACUCGCACCCGGUAGUGGGCCGGUCGGGUGGAGGGGGCAAGCUCCCACUGACCAUUUCACACUCGCAGCCCCACCCGCACGCUCACACACACUCUCACAACCACGUCGUGCACACACACUCCCCGCUCAGCCCCUCCCCAUCCGCCUCCCCCUCCACCCACUUCAUCUUCUCCACCCCACCGCCCCAGACUCCCUCGGCGCGCCUCGUCACCCAGACGCCCCCACAACCCUAUACACCCCAGUACCCACCUCUCUCCUCCAUCCCACCUCCCCCUCCACACUCCCCUUUACCUCCGCCAUCAGCCGCACCGCUCUCCCCGCUCCCCCCAGGGGUGGGGGGAGGACAAGGGGGAGGUCCCAAAUCGAAACCCGUCAGCCGGAUCAGCACGGUCGUGUGAGGAGGCAGAAGACUGGGACAGUGGUUCGCCACCCUGUUGUGAGUCGCCGGGGGGCAGUAGUGAGAGGGAGCAGGAGAGGGAGAAGGAGAGGAAGGGGAGGAGGAGGAGGAGGAGGAGGAGGAGGCGGCCAAAUGCAGGUGUAUCAAAAUGGCCACCUGGUUAGGAGGAGAGCACUGAGAGCGGGGAAGAGGAAAUUACUCAGCCUGUGUUAUUUUCACAUCCACUUCCCUCGCAGGUAGAAAGACUCUCACGCAUACUCAAAGACGUUUGUCGGGCAACUUUGUACCCUUCAGGGGGCAAAUCUUCCUGGAAAACCUGCCCAUGGAGCAACAAGUGUAAAUCAUGGCAUUUACAGUCACAUGAAGAUGAAGAAAAACUACCACAUAGUGUCUGUGAAAAUGUCUUCAUCUUCCCUUUCGUAGUGCCCUUUAGAGGAGAGCUGGGACUCAAGGACAUGUUUGUAGUUCUUCGUUGAUAGAAGAAGUGCUUGAGGAAGAAUUUGUGUGUUGCCGUAGUAGACAAAUGGUUCAGGGACCAGACGUGAAGGGAACAGUGCCUGAGAAAACAAAUCAUGGUUCAGCAUUAAAUGCUACCACUAUGUAUGGUGUUGGUUGGAGGGACAGUUCAGGUUGCUAGGAGGCCUGAGAACAGAACGAGUCCUGUUAGUAUAUUCCCAAGAUCACAGUAGUUUUACACCACCCUGUUUUUCGCACAAAAAACACUUGUACCAUUGUUUUGGUUGUUGACAUAUUUACAAGCCAUGAGGCGUUACUGAGACGGAGAAGUGGUUAGGAUUGAUAUGGUGCAGUUUCUGUGUCUUAGACAGGCAUGCAUGACCUGUGCAAUAGCUAAUGAGUGUUGAUGUGUCUAUGGUUAAAAUCCUAUAUGCAGGGGGAGGGAUUAGUUGUGAUAUAAAGCUCCAAUAAAGUGUUUAUUUGGCCAUAAAAAGUGAAGGUUACUGAAGACUUUGCUUGCUACGUGGACAAUAAACUUCCUAAAACCUUUAAAUAAGCCAUCAUAACAAAAACUACAGGUGUCUUUUUACCUUUGUGUUUUGCAAAAACUACUAAAAGCCUUUAGUGUCCGUGGAUUACAGGGUUUCAGCAGGGGGCGCUAUACAAUUGUUUGGACUGAGAGUUUCAAAUUGAGUUUCCCAAUUUUCCCAAUUAUUUAUUCUUGUAAAGGGGAAUUUAUCUGGUCAUUUGUACUAAACCUGUGAAUGUUCACCCUCAUUAUCAAGUAUCCCACUAUAUAUUAAAAUGUAAGUCUGAAUUUGUCGACUGUAUGUCAUGGUCCAUAUUCAAUGUUGCCAGUAAAGGAGAUUACGCUGAAAGGUGCCAAACAGGGAAAUUAACUUUGAAUUCACUGGGUUGUCAGCCAUUGAUGAAACUAGGCAAUGAAAGGGUUACUUUAAGUAAGAUCUUCUGAUAACUUCUGUUAACUCGCUGCAUGUUGUUCUGAAGGUAUGGUAACAGAAAUGGGUGGGAAAUUAAGAUUGAAAAGGUUUUAAUAAACUUUUAAAAUGAAAAUUGAGAUACUUAAUUGGUAAAAGACUUGGGAGCAGCAAUGGCAAGCCAUUCUCUAAAACUGAUACAUUUUUAAGGUUUGUUUAUUAAUUAUUACUAAUUUAUGCAUUUAUCUUGUGUUUCUUUUCCAUUUUUUUUUAAAUUACUUAUUUUAAAGAAAAUAAAAGAAGAAACAGUUGUUUAAGGAGUCACUAAAUAAACCUCAACCUUAUACAGACAAUGUCUCUCUAGAUAUGAUAUGAAUAUUGAAAAUCAAAACCUAAUUGUUAAUUUCCCAUCCAGAACAAAUUGUAUUGGUGUCUCUGAAUAGUACAUGGAAAAAUAAUUUGAGUGUACUUGGGUCUGAAUGAUGUUUAAUCCCACAUUCACCUCCUGAUGUGUUGCAGAGAAUAAGGUGCCUUCAGACAAAAGGAUGGUACGAUAUAAAAUGAUCAUGAGAAACAAUGUUCACAAAACCCCACUGUGGAAUAUGAAAAAAAUCAGUAUCUAAAUCAGUAAUAUAUGUAAUAUAUUGAUUGUGUUCACUGACAACAGAAAAUAUGAAGCCAUUUACUACAUUGCUUAAAACAUCUGGCUGAAGGACUGAGCCUUUCAUUGUCCACGUCAUCCAACAAAAACACAAAGAAACCUGAAACCUGAAGGACUUGCUAACGUCUCACAGGACUGGAGAACAUGUUUUAUCAUCAAACAGCGCCAAGUGAAAUAUUCUUGAAGAAACUCAUUUUUACACAUUAUUUUUAUUUUUUGCACUUUUUGCUUUAAACCCUACCAUGCCAGUAUUCAAAUGUAUUUCCUCUGUAUGUGUCUUUUUUUUUUUUUUUUAAUCAAGAUCGCCGGAUGUCAAGACAGGAAGCCCAAGAUGGCUGGUAGAAAGUUCUUCCAUGUUUUGAACUGUUGUACCAGCCAUUUGCAUUUUUUGACAAGAGAUAAAACUUAUUGCUGGUUGCUUUCCCAUCAAAGUGACUGUUUUUGUCAGCCUCAUACUGUAUAAAUAUUUACCAGGGUUUAACUGGUGGAUGAUGGGAAACUCUGCUGAUGCUAUGAAUGCAAACAUUUAACAACACAUUUUUAGUUUCCCUGUGAUUACAUGAAUGCACCAACUGUAGAUAUUACCUGUACAGUGUGUUCUACUUUCAGCGGGGCCAACAGCAUCGAUCUGUAACUGGGGUUCAGAAUUGCUUGAAUUAACAAAAUAUAUACUCUAAAAACCAAAAGUUCAUCCGGGUUCUUCAGGCUAUUUGAGUGUCUUAUGGUUCCUUGCUAGAAAAACUAAAAUAAAAUUCUCUAAAAUGUUUUUUGUAGAAGCCUUUUGUGUUCAAGGUUUGUAGAAAUAUUGUCAUGAAUUAUAAUAAUUUAAUAGAGUUCCUCAGGGAACCACCUUGGGUCCUCUGUUGUUUUCAAUCUGAAGAACCCCUUUGACUUUUUAGAGUGUGCUACUGAUAUUAUUAUCAAUAUUGUUGUGUGACAAGCUUCUACUAACAUAACGUACUCCUUGGGCUGUUUUGUAUUUUUAGCAUUUUUUAUUUUGUUAUGUGCUUAUAAUGUGAGAUGAUUUCUUUCUUUAUUGAUUUGGGCAUCUGAUGGAGUUACUAAAAUCUCUUUCAUUUUUAAUAUGUUUACAACAAAACCAAGAAUUUUCUGUGACUAACAUCAAACUAGUUCUAAUAUUUUUCAUAAAGACUGUGAUAAUCACUCUCACUCUACCCAGGGCAUGCUCAAACACGCACACAUGUCUGAAUCAUCACAAAGCCUCUCACCAACUUUUUAAUGGAAACAAGCAACACUUCUGCGACCAAACAACAUAAAAACAGACAUUCCAAGUCGAGCUGCUAGGAAUUCUGGACCACCGACUCCCCAUCAUCUGUCACCUGCAAGAACAUUUGCCUCUUUGCAAGGGCCUUACAGUAAACACAUGCCCACUCCAGUCUAAAUAGUUAUAAUAUCAAAGUUCUCGAGUUCUGGAUCAAACCUACCUCGCAAGGGAAUACACAACAUUUCAACAUGUUUCAGUGCAUGCCCAAGCUAAAUCAAGCACAUCAUCAUUAAAGUGCCCAUCUUAAGGCUCCAUACCCUUACUUUUGCAUGUUGUAGUUUAUGAACUACAAAUUGCAUGUACUUUACAUUUCAGACAAUUGUGCUCCAAAUCAUCCCUUUGAUUUUUAGAUUUGUUACUGUCCUUCAAUCAGGCUUUAUUUUCAAUUUCCGUUGUAGAGACCUUGAAACUUGCUGCAGACAAUUCAUCCAUCACUUUCAACAUCUGCUGAGUGCAACCUCCCGCUGUGUUGGCAGUGUGCAUUCUGCUGUUUUUGUUUUUGAUUUAUUAUUAUGUGGACUUUGUGUUUCAAUGCAGGAGGAUGUCUGAGGCAGCUAAAGUGAAAAACAGACACAGAACAGUGACUUUGGCUGCCUCAUUCUGUUUUUGAAGUUUGAACGUUGAUAAAUUGACUUUCAGUGCCUACCUUUUGGAGGGUAGAUAAAGGUAGAGACUUGGUGGUCAGUUGCAAAAUACAACAACCCAUAAGUUAGUUUGUCCCGUUAAUUCUGUGAUUGAUUUGCUGCUCAUCAAUGCAACACAGUCAUCCAAUGUCAAUUCUCAAAUGUAAUAGUUAAAGACAAAAUGCCUGUGAUCGAUUUGUUAUCUGCAGCGGGAUUCAAGUGUCUGCAAAUUCCACUGAAAUGUACUAAUAUCAGUGGAUUUCUUUGGGUAGAAAAUCUGUCUAAAAUGCAAUGUAUGGUUUUCAUAAGCAAUGUAAAGUAAAUGCAGUUCAAGAACAUGCAAAAACCCAGGUAUGGUCCUUUAAAUGCUGAAUUAACUUUUUUCUUUUUCUGCCUGGGUCUGCUCUCCACUAUUGGUUUGCAUGUGGUAUUUAUUACAGUAUCUGCACUGAAUGAAACUGUAUUAUAAACAUGAAUGUACAUAACAAUCGUUAAAUGAAAAAUAACAAUACGAGUACUCACUUUGCUCCACAGCGGGCAGUUUGUCUCUGGCUGGGUUUACAUCAGGAAGGAAGGUCUGAUCUUUUUAACACCAGUCGAAACAGAUCUGGUCUGACUUCUGCGGGCAAAACAGGGAACAUUUAUAAAAAUCAAAGCACAUCAGAUCUGAUUCAAAUAAAGUUAAAAAUGUUGGAUCAUACUGUUCCUGUGUAAAAUCAGUCUGUGUUGUGUGUAUCUAUACAAGGGCGGUGGAGAUGAGAGUCUAAGUUGUUCCUAACAACACAAUGGACCACUUUAUGAAGAAAAAAAUAUUUCUUGUUUAUAAUGUAGAGCAAAGAGAGACUGGAAUAGUCCUUGUAAAAUUGUACGAGUAAAGUGUCAAAUAUGUGUUAACAGAGACGACAUUAUUUUAAAAAUUAUGUAUGGAAACUUUUAGCUGUGUAUAUAAAUAUAUAUUACUUGUUACUUUGUUUUUGAAAUUGCAGAGAUAUGGAAAAAGUGGAAAUAUUUAUUGCUCUAAAGAUAUAAAAAUCUGUUCAUGUGGAUGGA